Molecule: messenger RNA, 1184 nt
Organism: Patiria miniata (bat star)
Lineage: Eukaryota; Metazoa; Echinodermata; Asteroidea; Valvatida; Asterinidae
Gene: miox
Product: inositol oxygenase-like
Exons: 11
Coding region: 168-1073 (301 amino acids)
Biological process (GO): inositol catabolic process
Cellular component (GO): cytoplasm
Molecular function (GO): iron ion binding; inositol oxygenase activity
Source: RefSeq, a predicted model, not a curated record
AUUUCAUUUGCGCAACGCCACUACGCCAGAGUGCCAUUUCGUUCUCAAUACACGAAGUACAGGCGGCGGCCGGCGGUACGGUACAGCUGACAACUAAAUAAACCGACAACUAAAAGUGCCUCAACCUAUCAAAAAUUUGACCGGGCCAGCUUGCUUCUGUCAUCACAAUGGAACAUGGAACUGUAACCAUCUUGGAUCCAUCGGAGAUCUACAGGCCCGAUGUCAACGAGAAACAGUUUGAAGGAACCGAUUUCAAACCCUCGGCGAAGGAGAUUGAAAAGUUUAGACAGUUUGUCGAACACCCUCCUGAAGAUGACCCCCAAUUGGCCAUGAUCAAGAACACUUACAAGUUGAUGCACACCCAUCAAACGGUUGAGUACGUCCGUAAGAAACAUGAGCAAUGGUGCAAGUUUGAUCGUGGCGAGUUCACAAUUAUGAAAGCAUUGGAGUUUAUCAACACUAUAGUUGAUGAAUCAGACCCAGAUACCAGUGUGCCUAACAUUUACCAUGCCUUCCAGACAGCCGAGAGAAUCCGUGAACGACAUCCUGACAAAGAGUGGAUGAUUCUGACGGGACUUAUUCAUGACCUGGGAAAGGUCAUGGCAGCUUGGGGUGAACCACAGUGGUCUGUUGUUGGCGAUACAUUUGUUGUUGGCUGCGCCGUUGCUGACUCCAUCGUCUACAGGAAAACCAGCUUUGUCGACAACCCUGAUUUGAAUAACCCAGCCUACAACUCGAAGUGUGGCAUUUAUGAAGAACACUGUGGCUUGGCCAAUGUGAUGAUGUCAUGGGGUCAUGAUGAGUACUUUUACAGGGUGCUAAUUGAGAACGACUGCAAGCUUCCAGAGGAGGGGCUGUACAUGAUCCGCUACCACUCUUUCUACCCGUGGCACACUGGCGGUGACUACAUGCAUCUAUGCAACAACAAGGAUAUGGAGAUGCUCAAAUGGGUCCGAGAAUUCAACCAAUUUGACCUGUAUUCCAAGAGUGACGGGUUGCCCGACCUGGACGCGCUUCGGCCGUAUUACCAGGCUCUCAUUGACAAGUACAUCCCUGGUACCCUGAAGUGGUAGGCAGGCAUCAUCCAUCUGCUGAAAGCCACUUUUCCAUGUAUUAAUAUAUGAUUACAUUUUUUUUUAUUGAAAGGUGAUGUGGUGUUAAUUAUAUAAUUAUUAUUAAUUAUU